UGUGUGUUUGUCGAUUUGAUCAUCAAAUGAAAAUGCAUCGAUCAACCAUCAUUUGUAUAUUAAUAUGGACAUUAUUGGCUAUUGAAUUUUGUUCUGCAUAUUAUUACACUGAACCACAACAACAAUACGGUAAUGGUGCCUAUCAAUUUUCUUAUCAAACCGGUACACAUAAUGAACCUGAUUUGGCACAAUCAUUUCGUGAAGAAAGUCGUGAUGAAUAUGGUAAUGUUCAUGGUAAAUAUGGUUACGUUGAUCCAUAUGGACAAUUAAGAAUCGUUAAAUAUCGUGCCGGAUCCGAUGGUUAUUAUGCUGAAGGUGAUGUAGGUGUUGAUCAAGAAGCACUUCGACAACAACGGUUAUUAUAUGGAAAUGAUCCAGCCACACGAACACAACAACAAACAUGGCAACAAGCUGGCCAAGGUUCAUCAUCUUCAGCAGCAGCAGCCGUAGCCGCUUCAGCUGCUGCUUCUGCUUCUUCAUCAGCAGCCGGUGGUGGUUAUUAUGGUGGCACAAAACCAGAUUGGACAACAGUUACCGAUAAUUCCAUUAGUCAACAAUACAAUAUUAAAGGUGGUAAUUCUAAAAGCCGAAAUAUCUACAGUGAACGUAUUGUAGCGGCACCGAUUCCUUCACCGGUUAAAACAUUGAAUUAUCUAUCCAAUCAAUAUAAUCAACGACAAGUGUUAACUAAUAAUCAAUAUCAAUUACCAGUAGUUCGACAAUAUACACACACGACAGUACAUCAAGUACCUGGUGCUAUACAGCCAACACCAUUCAUACCAACAGCAGCAGCUAGAUAUUAUCAAACUAAAUCAUAUAACCAACAACAAUAUUCUGGUGCAUUGAAAAGUCCAGCAGCUCGUUAUACGGAAAUUCAACAUCAGCAACAACAACCAGCAAUAACACCAUUCAAAUCAUUAACAUCUGCAUAUAAAUCAGCAUCAUCAUCAGCCUCUUCUGCUUCUGCAUCAUCAUCAUCGUCCGCAGCAUAUACAUCAGAUGGAUCAUCCAUUAAAGGUGGAUAUCGACAACAACAACAACAACAACAACAACGUUCAUCACGUUAUAGUAUUCCUGGUACAGGUCAAGCACAUGCACAGGUUAAUUUCAAACAAUAUGGACCAGCUGCAUUUCAAUAUUCAUAUGCAUUCUAAUAUUCUUAUGAUUGAAUCUAAAUGCUAAUUUAAUUUGGUUCGAUUCACUUUUUUUAUAAUAAAAAAACCCUGUUUUAACACUUUA
This is a messenger RNA of Dermatophagoides farinae (American house dust mite), 1239 nucleotides long. RefSeq lists its product as uncharacterized. The record is from RefSeq and is a predicted model, not a curated record. Lineage: Eukaryota; Metazoa; Arthropoda; Arachnida; Sarcoptiformes; Pyroglyphidae.